CGUUUCGCAGUACUAUAAGCUGAAGUGUGAACCCAGACCGACACUGGUGAACCUUUUGAGUACUUGACCAUGGAGGAUCUGCUUAGGUACUUUUCGCCAUCUCACGAAAAGCCCAAAUCUUUUUGCUUUUGAUUUCAUGGAACACUCAGUACUGUAGGUUGAAUGCUUGAUUCAGUCAAUGAUUAUGUGAGAUAGGGUUUAAAGAUUCUUAUUCUGUACGUGAGAUUGUGAGGUAUUCAUUGGAGCUUUGCUACUGGGUGACAUGGGUGUUUUUGCCCUAACUCUGAGGCUCUUUCAUGCUGAGGUCAGAAAGUUACUUUUGAUCAUUGGGUUGGCAGUUUCUUUCAUAAUCCUUUUUCAGUGUUUUUCAUUUUCUUAUGGGAAAAUAUUUGUUCCAUCACCUACUAGUAAGAUUUCAGUAGUUAAGCUGGUAAGCAAUGCCACCACUUUAAAUGAUUCGAACAUGGCUGAACUGUUUGUUAAUGUGGUGGCAAAUGAUACUAAUGGCUCUGAUCCUGAGGAAGAAGCUAGGUACAAGCACAACACGUUGGAAGCAAAUACAGGUUCUGAUUCGUCAUCAGAAGUUAACAGAUAUCUUGAUGGUUCUUUUAGUAAAUUCAAGGAUCAAAAUUCUCAUGAGAGGAAAUCGAAGCCGAGGAUAACUCAGGGUAAGAGUUUGAUGUCUGGUUACAUUACUAGUACAGAUGAUGGUUCUACUAAGGUGAUGGUGGAAAUAGCAAAAAACAGUGAGAAGAUGAUCAAUGGUCCUAAACCCACCACUGAUUAUGGUGGUGUUGUGCCAUUUAUAUCGGCUAUAGUUGCUGCUAAAGGCCUGCAAAGCUCAAACCUUAGUUCAGGGACUUCUAGCUCAUUAUUGGGUGCCAACUUACCUUCACAGCGCAAUGCCGAAACUUCUAUUGGAACACAACAUACGAAUUUUAAACCAUUGCAAAUUGAAUCAGCCAUAUCUGUAUCCCAGAUGAAUUCAUUAUUGCUUCAGAGUAUUGAUUCUUCUCGCUCUCUGAGGCCAAGACGAUCUUCAGCACGUGACCGUGAACUUUUAUCUGCAAGGCAAGAGAUUGGAAAUGCUCGUGUUUCAAGGAAGGUUCCAGUGCUUCAUGCAUCUGUUUAUCAGAAUAUUUCUAAGUUUGAGAGGAGUUAUGAGAUGAUGGAACAAAUACUCAAAGUUUACAUAUACAAAGAAGGAGUUAAGCCCAUAUUUCAUCUGCCAAAGAUGAGAGGAAUUUAUGCCUCAGAAGGAUGGUUUAUGAAACUCAUGGAAGGAAACAAAAAGUUCGUUGUGAAAGACCCGAGAAGAGCCCAUUUGUUUUACUUACCCUUCAGUUCAAAUAUGCUAAGGAGUGCACUAAAUGGACAAGAUUUUCAACACGUCAAAGACCUACAGAAAUACCUUAAGGAUUAUGUUGAGUUGAUUGCUGGAAAAUAUAGCUUUUGGAACAGAACCGGAGGAGCUGAUCAUUUUCUAGUUGCCUGUCAUGAUUGGGCUAUCAAUUUGACAAAGAACAUCAGAAGUUGUAUUAGAGCUCUUUGCAAUUCCAAUGCUGCCAAAGGCUUCGAAAUAGGAAAGGAUACCACUUUACCAGUUACAUAUAUACGUUCCAUGGAGGCUCCUUUGGAAAAUCUUGGAGGAAAGCCUCCUUCAGAGAGGAACAUUCUGGCCUUCUUUGCAGGGGGGAUGCACGGUUAUCUUCGACCGAUCUUACUACAGUAUUGGCAGAAUAAAGAAUCUGAUAUGAAAAUCUUUGGACCAAUGCCUCGUGAUGUUGAAGGUAAAAGAAAGUACAGGGAGCAUAUGAAGAGUAGUAAGUAUUGCAUAUGUGCCAAGGGUUAUGAAGUUCAUACACCAAGAGUGGUUGAGUCGAUUUACUAUGAAUGCGUGCCGGUUAUCAUAUCAGAUAACUACGUGCCACCAUUCUUUGAGGUGUUGAAUUGGGAAGCUUUUGCGAUUUUAGUUCAAGAGAAAGAUAUCCCUAGUUUGAGAAACAUAUUGCUCUCCAUCCCUGAGGAGAAAUAUUUGGAGAUGCACGCGAGAGUGAAGCUAGUACAGCGGCAUUUUCUUUGGCACAAAAGGCCCGUGAAAUACGACUUAUUUCAUAUGAUCCUUCACUCAGUAUGGUACAACAGGGUUUUUCACAUAAAAACCAGAUAAAAGGUCUUCAUUCUUAAGGUUGAGUGAAACAACUUGAGAAGCAAGCCAAUGCAGUAAGUGCUGUCAUUUCUCAGUCUGUGAGCUUUUGAUCUUUUAACCAUCUGGUUUGGGCUUCAACUAUUGGUGUUGUAAUAAGUAGGAUGAUGGAAUGUGUUGUAUCUUGUAUUCCAACUGAUAAUUCUUUACCGUGGGUGUAUAAAAUAACAAUUUAACGUAAAUCCAUGACUUACGAUUUUGAUUUCA
This is a messenger RNA of Gossypium raimondii (Peruvian cotton), 2413 nucleotides long. RefSeq names its product probable glycosyltransferase At3g07620. The record is from RefSeq and is a predicted model, not a curated record. NCBI's taxonomy places the organism in Eukaryota, Viridiplantae, Streptophyta, Magnoliopsida, Malvales, Malvaceae. Bases 263 to 2170 code for a protein of 635 amino acids. Gene Ontology annotation, molecular function: glycosyltransferase activity. The transcript has 5 exons.